Molecule: messenger RNA, 1229 nt
Organism: Uranotaenia lowii
Lineage: Eukaryota; Metazoa; Arthropoda; Insecta; Diptera; Culicidae
Gene: Tpi
Product: triosephosphate isomerase
Exons: 3
Coding region: 202-945 (247 amino acids)
Biological process (GO): gluconeogenesis; glycerol catabolic process; glycolytic process
Cellular component (GO): cytosol
Molecular function (GO): triose-phosphate isomerase activity
Source: RefSeq, a predicted model, not a curated record
GGCAAUUCUCAUCAGAGAGCUAAAGGAAACUCAUCUCCGAAAGAACAUGAGUAUGAGAGCGCUUCCACCAAUCCAUUCCAAAGGUCAUCUGGAGGUUGAUGAUAUUUUCUGGCCAUUGAAGUAAAAACCUCUGUACCGGCACCGACCCGCUGUAUUACACAACUCUCGACUACUAACCAGGUAAACCAGUCCAUAUCCAAGAUGGGUCGCAAAUUCUGUGUCGGUGGCAACUGGAAGAUGAACGGUGACAAGGCCAGCAUUGCCGAGCUGUGCAAAACCCUGACCACCGGACCGCUGGAUGCCAAUACCGAGGUAGUGGUCGGCUGCCCGGCCCCCUAUCUGACCUUGGCCCGUGCUCAACUGCCCGAAAGCAUCGGAGUGGCUGCCCAGAAUGCCUACAAAGUCGAAAAGGGAGCUUUCACCGGUGAAAUUUCGCCGGCCAUGCUGAAGGAUCUGAACAUCGGUUGGGUUAUCCUGGGCCAUUCGGAACGGCGAACGAUUUUCGCCGAAUCGGAUGAACUGAUCGCCGAUAAGGUGGUUCACGCAUUGGCCGCCGGUCUGAAGGUGAUCGCUUGUAUCGGCGAGACGCUGCAGGAACGAGAAGCCGGUCAAACCGAGGCUGUAUGCUUCCGCCAGACCAAGGCCAUCGCCGAUAAGGUUAAGGACUGGAGCAACGUUGUGGUUGCCUACGAACCGGUGUGGGCCAUCGGUACCGGAAAGACUGCCACCCCGGAACAGGCCCAGGAGGUUCACGCUGCCCUGAGGAAGUGGUUCAAGGAUAACGUUUCUGCCGAUGUGGCCGAUGCUAUCCGCAUUCAGUAUGGAGGCUCAGUCACUGCCGGAAACUGCAAAGAGCUGGCCGCCAAGCCCGAUAUCGAUGGAUUCUUGGUUGGUGGCGCCUCGUUGAAACCGGAAUUUAUUCAGAUCGUCAAUGCCCGGCAGUAAGAAGGGAACUAUUUAUAUAUCAUUAAAUCCACUCAACCUCAUUUAUCGAUCCUUCUCGGAAGAAUUGCAAAAAGUCAAAGCUGAAUCCCGUCAACUCUCUAGAUUGGUACUGGUCUGUGGCAAAAGGGCAUGGUAAUCCAACAAGGGAGAGAGUAAAACUUUCUAUUUUAAGAUAAAUCGUGAAAUUACAACUAUGUUCUAGUUUAUAAAUAACAGCCAUGUUAUCGCUUAGGGAGAAAAAAGUAAAAUAAUGAAUACACCAUGAAAUUGUUUAUUAGGUGCAA